Molecule: messenger RNA, 1617 nt
Organism: Coffea eugenioides
Lineage: Eukaryota; Viridiplantae; Streptophyta; Magnoliopsida; Gentianales; Rubiaceae
Exons: 1
Coding region: 1-1617 (538 amino acids)
Source: RefSeq, a predicted model, not a curated record
AUGUAUUAUCAGGGAGAAUGCAGAACUUCAUUUGAAAGUUUAGCUUUUGUUAAAGGAUACACCCAUUGGGCAGCUCAUGGAGAAUUUGUUUACUCUAGUGCACCAAAACCUAUUUCCCAUGAUAUCUCACAUGGGGUACGGGAUGAACUUGAUGACAUGCAUGGUUUGGUUCAUGAUGCAUUGGGAAUUCCUGAACAAGAUCAUACAAGGAUAGAUGGAACUGAAUACAAAAGCCAAUUGCCCAAUGUAGAAGCUGAAAAGUUUUACAAUCUAAUUGAUAAUUCUAACAAAGAGCUUUACUCUGGAUGUAAAAGAUUCUCAAAACUUUCAUUUAUGAUUCGGUUGCUUCACCUCAAAUGCCUUGGUAAACUCAGCAACAAAAUUUUUGAUAUGUUACUUGAUUUGUUGAAAGAAACCUUUCCGGAUGCGAUGGAUGGUUUGCCUAAGUCUUAUUAUGAAGCUGAAAAGUUAAUGAAGGAAUUAGGACUUGGGUAUGAUAAAUAUGAUGCAUGUCCGAAUGACUGCACUUUGUAUUGGGGGGUAGAUGCAAGAAGAAAGCAUUGUGAAACAUGUAAAGAACCCAGAUGGGUUAAAUCUGAAAAUGAUUCGACUGGUGAGGGAAGAAAAAUACCGCAUAAGGUUUUGUGGCAUUUUCCCCUAAAACAUAGGUUACAACGCCUGUUUAUGUCCUCCAAAAUUGCAGGCCAUAUGAGAUGGCAUACAGAGGGUCGUACUAAGGAUGGUAACAUGAGGCACCCUGCUGAUUCUCCAUCUUGGCAAACAUUUGACUUUCAUCAUCCAGAAUUUUCUCAAGAUUCUCGUAAUGUGAGGUUGGGCCUAGCAUCAGAUGGAUUUAAUCCAUUCAAAAAUAUGAGUUCAACUCAUAGCACUUGGCCGGUAAUAUUGAUGCCAUAUAAUUUGCCGCCAUGGAUGUGUAUGAAACAACCGAACUUUAUAUUGUCAUUGUUGAUACCCAGUCCAUUUGCACCAGGAAAUAAUAUUGAUAUAUAUUUAAAACCUCUCAUAGCAGAAUUAAAGGAAUUGUGGGAUGUUGGAGUGAAUACAUAUGAUGCAUCAAGAAAAGAAAACUUUCAACUUCGUGCAGCACUUUUAUGGACCAUUAGUGACUUUCCAGGUUAUGCAAUCCUCUCUGGAUGGAGCACUAAAGGAAAACUUGCAUGUCCUGUAUGUCAUAAAUACACAUGUUCACAGCAUCUGCAAAAUUGGGGAAAAUAUUGCUAUAUGGGGCAUCGGAGGUACUUGGAAAUGAAUCAUCCAUUUCGCAAAGUUGCUAAAUCUUUCAAUGGAGCUGUAGAGUAUGGAAAACCACCAGGAAGGUUAAUGGGGUCUACAAUUUUAGAUGAGUUAGCUGGUUAUAGUAUUAAACUUGGGAAGAAAGUUAGUGACAAUCCAGAAUUGCCAUUUAAUUGGAAAAAAUUAAGUAUUUUCUUUGAUUUGCCCUACUGGAAAGACAAUAUGAUACGCCAUAAUCUUGACGUUAUGCACAUUGAGAAGAACAUUUGUGAGAUCAUUAUGGCUACAUUAUUGAAUCUGGAAAAAACCAAAGAUAAUAAAAAAUCACGUCUUGACCUUCGUGAUAUGGGUAUAAGAUCAUAA